AUGAACUGUCUCACACGACUCUUUAAGUAAGUAACAUAUUUAGAAGUGGGAACCCAAAAGCAGUUUUUAGAAAAUUCACUUGGGGCAUUAGACUCAAAAAUAAUCGAGCAAGCAGCCGUCAUCUUCGUGAAUCACAUCAUGUAAAAUAGAGUAAAUACUCAAGGCCUAGGUGGAGGAAACACUUUAAAAACUCACUGCCUCGCAUGUAUGUAUUAUAAUAAAGCAAUUAUUGAUUGAUAACCCUGCAGCGAAGGAUGAUGCAUGUGUUCAGUCCCUUGGAAGCGUCUCCUGUUGCUCCCUAAAAGUUUCCUGGCACUCGCUUCCGUGUUCAAUUUCUAAAUUUAAAAAUCUCUAGUUAAUCAAUAAGCAUUUCAUUUCAAUGUUAUUUUCAGUACUGUACCGAUCAGUGUGAUGUUGAUGCAGACAGUCACGGCCAAUGAUGCUCAUCUCCCAUAAGCGUUUUCUCCGAUUUCCGGGUACGGGGACCGUACGUGUCCGUUGUACUCGCUAUGCCUCUUAAGAAGAUUCGCCCACGAUCUUCCAAGAACCGUUCCACAUGAUAGACAUGACAGCGUAACUUGUUUUCGUCACGCAAUCUUCAUAAAUUACAUGUAUUUGACAAGUGCCUGAUAAGUGCUUGAAAUUAACACAAUCUUUUCUGUUGACAGGAGAAUGACUUUGACACAAGAGAUUGGACUGAGAGAUGUUUUGAUACCAUUGGAAUGCGUAAUCCAUUUGAACUCAGAGCUGAAGAUCUCUCAGAGCAGCCAAACUACUUCACUUGUGCCUUCAGAAAAGACAAACUUGACAAGUACGUUUUCUUUGUUAACCAUCAGGAUUAUGGUUAACAAAUGGUUAUGGUUAACCGUGAUGAUUUCUUCAAAAGUGCUCAGCGAAGCAGAAUUGUAA
Molecule: messenger RNA, 909 nt
Organism: Pocillopora meandrina
Lineage: Eukaryota; Metazoa; Cnidaria; Anthozoa; Scleractinia; Pocilloporidae
Source: the annotation of a GenBank genome assembly